Molecule: messenger RNA, 2007 nt
Organism: Funneliformis geosporum
Lineage: Eukaryota; Fungi; Glomeromycota; Glomeromycetes; Glomerales; Glomeraceae
Source: the annotation of a GenBank genome assembly
AAACUUAAGCGAAGUCUUUCAACGGUCGUUCGAAAAACCAAAAAAACGGUAAAUUUACACGGAGGAGGGUUUCCUUUUACAGAGACUGACAAAGAAUCAAUAACAGCAACACGUCCUUUGCGUAAAUCUUCAUCCGCUAUAAAUCUACAACAAUCAUAUGAAAAUAAUGGUGUACCACCGAAACUUAACCGAAGACUUUCGGUAAAUUUACACGAAGGGGGUCCUUUUUUAAUAUUGGAUAACACACCACAUCCAUCUUUACGUAAAUGUUCGUCCACUUCAAAUCUACAACAAUCGUAUAAAAGUAAUGACGCGUCACUGGAACUCAAACGAAGUCUUACAACGGUUGUCCGAAACAAGUCAGUAAAUUUACAUGAAGAGAUUCCUUCUUCGACAAACCCUAAAAAGAAAUUUUCAUUGCCAUUUUUACGUAAACAGCAAACAAAUGAAAAUAACAGCGCACAAAAUCUCGAACGAAAUCAUUCCGAAGUUGUUCCAAUAAACGAUUCUUCGACAGAUACCGAUAGCAUAUCAAUUUCAUCAAUUUCAUCGAAUGAGAGUCAAAGUUCAACAAGUACAGCCAAUACGACGGAUAUGACAAAAUCGACCAAUAAAUUACUUUAUCUAUUAAACAAUUUUAAUGGUGCUUUAAAUGGUAGUAGCCUUGGAAGAAAUGUUAAAGAUAAAAAACGAAAAAAAUAUAAUUUGACUGAAAUAAUGGUUAGCAAUGAAAUAAGAAUUACAUCUUCGGAUUCAAAGGAUAUAAUGGACGAUUAUGGUUGCUCCUUCACAAAAAAUUAUGUACAUACUUCGCAUACUAUAAAUACGAGCAUUUAUUACAAUCAAUGUGGGUCAGCCGGUACUGACAAUUUACCUAAUUUGCCUCAAAUAAAAUUAAAUGAAGAAACCUUACCCAUCUCAAACAAAAUCGUUCCACUUCCCGCGUUGAUUAAAGGAGAUUUACUAAAGGAACCAUUGCUUUUACCUCCAUCGAUCAAAAUUUCUCCAAGCUCAGAAUACGACGACAUUACAGGAACGUGGCCAUUCGCACAAUUUCCAAAAAGGUCAUCAUUUAACAAUAGAUCCAAUUUACAUCUUCACGACAGGAAAAAUUCAUCGUCACGUUCACCACCAACAACUGAUCAACGACCUCCCAUACCGAAUUGUUGUAUUUAUGGAGUAUGUAAGAGAUGUAAAAGACAUCAAGGUGGUUAUGGUGAUACGUAUUGGGCAAAAUGGAUCGAUGGGAAAAUAAUUGAUUUGAAUGAAGAUGGCAGUUGGGAUCGAAUGGGAGAGAACGAUGUGGCCUUAAAGAUAUUGCACAACUCUCAAAGUAUUUCUCAAGAAUAUUUGGAUGCGUUCGUCGCGUAUCAAAAACGUACAUCAAAGUUAAACAAUGUAUUGAAAUUUUAUGGAAUAUCAAGGGACCCAUUCACAAAAAAUUUGAUCAUGGUGAUGGAGUACGCAAAAGAUGGAAAUUUAAGAGAUUAUUUAAUUAAUAAUUUCAUGAACGUCACAUGGACCAAACGUAUUUCUAUGCUUUAUGAUAUCGCCCAAUCAUUAAAAUCAAUCCAUGAAGGCAAAUUAAUUCAUAAAGAUUUACAUUCUGGUAAUGUAUUUAUUCACGAUGAUCAAGCUUUUGUCGGGGAUUUGGGUUUUUGUUCAAAAAUUCGAAAGAAAUUUUCAUCAUCGGCAUACGUAGCACCAGAAUUAUCCAAAGGGGAUCAAUUCAUUAUGGCUACCAUGGCCUCGGACAUUUAUAGCUUUGCCAUGAUAAUGUACGAAUUAGCAACUUUUAUACCUCUGUAUCCUAAUUAUUCUGAUGAUGAAUGUGGUAUACAUGAAGGGACCAGUCAAAUCAUUUUGAAAGGAAUCCCGAAUUGUUACGUUGAAUUAAUGACUCAAUGUUGGUCUCAACGUCCUGAAGAAAGGCCUAAUGCUGAUCACAUCGCUCAAACCAUUAAAGGUUGGAAUAUGACCGGGAAUUUAUUCUCGGCAUUAAUCUAA